Cajanus cajan (pigeon pea) is the source of this 1133-nucleotide messenger RNA. RefSeq names its product oxaloacetate tautomerase FAHD1, mitochondrial. The record is from RefSeq and is a predicted model, not a curated record. Gene Ontology annotation, molecular function: acetylpyruvate hydrolase activity. Lineage: Eukaryota; Viridiplantae; Streptophyta; Magnoliopsida; Fabales; Fabaceae. Gene Ontology annotation, cellular component: mitochondrion.
AAAAUUAACAUGAAAAGUUAAGUUGGAAAUGAUAGAGUUAGGUCUUGAAGCAAUGGCCUGGGCGCAGUAGAAAAGCCCUUUGCGUUUCAAACAAACUGUAGUGACGGAGAUCGUGGAACAGAUUGGACUAGACUCUGGAGAGUUUGGAAAUGGCAGCUUGUCAGAAGCUUCUGGAAUUGAGCACCAAGAUCGUCGCUGUUGGCAGAAACUACGCUGCUCACGCCAAAGAACUAGGCAACGCCGUUCCCAAGGAGCCAGUGUUGUUUCUGAAACCCACAUCGUCUUACUUGAAAAACGGCGGAACCAUCCAAAUCCCUCACAACGAGGGCUCUCUGCAUCACGAGGUCGAGCUCGCUGUGGUCAUCGCCAAGAAAGCGCGUGACGUGUCCGAAUCCUCUGCCAUGGAUUACGUUGCCGGUUAUGCACUGGCUCUGGAUAUGACUGCUAGGGACCUUCAAGCUGCUGCAAAGUCUGCAGGUCUUCCAUGGAGUUUGGCAAAAGGCCAGGACACUUUCACCCCAAUUAGUUCAAUUUUACCAAAGUCUACCGUGCCAAACCCUGAUGAUAUAGAAUUAUGGUUAAAGGUUGAUGAGGAUAUUCGGCAAAAGGGUUCAACCAAGGACAUGAUCUUUAAGAUCCCAUUUCUAAUUAGCUACAUAAGCUCUGUCAUGACAUUGUUUGAAGGAGAUGUCAUACUAACUGGCACUCCUCCAGGUGUUGGCCCUGUGAAAGAGGGUCAAACAAUAACUGCUGGUAUUACAGGCCUCGUGGAUGUACAGUUCAAUGUCGAAAAAAGAAAAAAGCCCGGACAUUCUUGAUAAACUCCCGAGAGUACUUCAUUCUGCAACAGGAGAUCCUCUUGCCAAGGGGAAACAAAGAGGGCCAUACAAUAAAAAAAUAAAAAAUUAAAAAAUGAAAACUAUUAUUUGGUAUUCAGAGUCUAUACAACACUUGCAGUUUCCUCCCUUCUCCCCAUUUAUGGUCCUUGAAUCAGUACUCUGGAUCUUAGGCGGGCAUGCUAUUGCUUGUGUCAUGAAAAUGAUGAUAACUGUUUUAUACUAUGGAAAAUAAUGAUUAUGAUGGAGCACUCGGAUUCGUUUUAUAAAAUGGUCAAGUGACCACUUUAAUUGUUA